Molecule: messenger RNA, 984 nt
Organism: Fusarium fujikuroi IMI 58289
Lineage: Eukaryota; Fungi; Ascomycota; Sordariomycetes; Hypocreales; Nectriaceae
Product: related to pyridoxine 4-dehydrogenase
Exons: 6
Coding region: 1-984 (327 amino acids)
Cellular component (GO): cytoplasm
Source: RefSeq, a predicted model, not a curated record
AUGGUCAACACACUGCCAUUCGGCGACAAGCAAAUCCCAGUGCCUGGCUUCGGGGCUAUGGGUUUGAAUUCAGCCAUGGGCAGCGAUCUUGACCUCGAACAGGCUGAGCCAGUCCUUAUGAAAGCGGUGGAGCUUGGCUGUACGUUCUGGGAUACUGCUGUCGCUUACAAGAACGGCGCAAAUGAAAAGUUGCUUGGUGACUUCAUCAAGAAGCACAACGUUCGCGAAAAACUCUUUACGUCGAAAUGCGGAUUUGACGUGUUCUCGCCUCAGCGAACCGUGACCAACUCAGCAGCUCAUAUCAAGGAAUACAUUGAAGGGACAAUCGAGAGACUUGGUUUCACUCCGGAUCUGUACUAUCUGCACAGAAUUGACCCCAAUACGCCACUCGAGGAGUCCAUUGGUGCUCUCGAUGAACUGCGCCGUGCUGGAAAGACCAAAUACAUUGGCCUAUCCGAAUGUUCUGCGGCGACCUUGCGCAAAGCUCAUUCAGUCGCCAAGAUCGAUGCCGUCCAGGCCGAGUACUCUGCCUUCGAAACGAUACACGAAACAAACGGUCUUAUCGAGACAGCUAAAGAAUUGGGGAUAGCUUUUGUAGCAUUCAGUCCUCUAGGACACGGCUGGCUUGUAGAUGAGUUUGAUUAUAAGUCUCCGGACGACUUUGCCCCUAAUGAUUUCCGCCGCACCGUCCCAAAGUUUCAAGGUCAGAAUUUCUAUCAUAAUAAGGCAAUUGUGAAUAAGAUGAAGAACCUAGCUACACAGAAGGGCUGCACAGUUGCGCAGAUUGCACUGGCAUGGGUAGCAGCGCAGGGGCUUAUCACCAUCCCAGGCACGACGAAAGUUUCGCGUUUGGAAGAAAACUGGGCAUCUCGGGCCGUCGUCUUGACGGAAGAAGAGGAAAAGGCAGUGCGCAAGAUUGUAAACGGUACUAAGCCGAUCGGGGAGAGGUUCGCUGCCAAUAUGCAACAAUUGGUGGGUCAUUAG